This is a messenger RNA of Adineta steineri, 330 nucleotides long. The record is from the annotation of a GenBank genome assembly. NCBI's taxonomy places the organism in Eukaryota, Metazoa, Rotifera, Eurotatoria, Adinetida, Adinetidae.
AUGCGUCUUCUUGCUAUUUGUAUCCUUGUGAUCGUUAUAUUUGCCGUAUUCGUCGAUGUAAUUAAUGGUGAUGCAUCAAAAACUGAAACUCAAAAGUUAAGUCCUGCUUCACGCCGUAAAACAUCAACUUCAUUGAAGGAAAAAACAACAGGAACAAAACGAAAAGUUAGUGCAGAAGUAAAAGCUUGCAAAGCACAAUGUAUAGCAGCACAAGGUUCAGCGAAUGAUGCAGCGGCAACACAAACACUCAAUGCUUGUCGAAAGAAAUGUCAUAAAGACAACAAGAAAAAGUUAUUGAAGAGUCGUAAAAGCAAAGUAGCAGCAUCCUAA